GCUCUCUUGACCACGUACACUCAUCUUCCAACCCGACGACAACCAUGGAUUUCUUCUUCUGUUUACCGAUCAUGUUUGGUUGCCCAACCAAGAUCAAGCCGGAGGGCGACCAGACCCCUCGCAUCUGUCCCAGGUGUCAUAAUGCAUCUGUAUUCGCGGCCAAGUCUCGCAUGUGGUUUGAGCUCUGCUUCGUACCACUGAUUCCUAUGAGUUCGAAGCAUAUCUGGAUGUGCAGCAUAUGCCAGUGGAACGUUCCGAAACAACCCAGUUGGGAGCCGGCUGCGAUCGGUGGAGGGCAAUACCAUCACAGCGGCCCAGCCCCUCCUCAAGGCUGGGCAGGACCCCCAGGUGGGAAUUUCGCCCCUGGCUACAAUCCUGGAUAUGCGCAGGGUCAACCGGGGUAUCCUGGCCACCCAGGAAAGGUCAAUUGACGCAUUUCCGCUGACUUGUCAGAGAAAUAUACUGUAUCACUAGUAACUGCUCCAUCUGUACACCAUUAUGCAAACCCUUGUACCUACCUGGAAUAAACUCGGACUUCUGGAUUUGCAGUA
This is a messenger RNA of Gloeophyllum trabeum ATCC 11539, 551 nucleotides long. RefSeq lists its product as uncharacterized. The transcript is spliced from 5 exons. The coding region runs from base 45 to 431 and encodes 128 amino acids. Lineage: Eukaryota; Fungi; Basidiomycota; Agaricomycetes; Gloeophyllales; Gloeophyllaceae. The record is from RefSeq and is a predicted model, not a curated record.